AUGGCUGCAUCUGGAAUAAACCGUGGUGUGAAGCCUCUUCAAAACGCCAUGAAAAUGGCUAAACUAGCUACACAGCUGGACGGAGGGAACCGACACAAGGAGGCCUACUGUGAAUAUCUAAGGAGUAUCAACUAUAUAACACAUGCACUUUUGGAGGAUGCUAUGUCAAAACAGGAGAAAGAAAUGGUUGUAGUGGAAGUGGAAAGGAUGCUGAGGCUAGCCGAGCAAUGUCUGGAGCGAGCGAAGUCAUUUAUAGGGAGAAGAGAUGAACCGCCUGACCUCUCUACCACCACCUCCCCUUCCCUUUUGUCUUCAUCUGUCCAAUCAAGAACACUCAACAAUUUCAGUCCUGUCCAUCCAAGCAGCACUGUAGACAUUGUUGCCCCCUCUGAUACUCCUGUUGACAAAGAGCUCAAAUCCCCCAGCUCAUCAAAGCCUGGUGACUCCAGCAUAUUGUCAGAGGGUAGUGGGGAUUCCUGCCCUUUCCUACCUCCUGAUGUCUUCCAGAGGCUACAGACAGUAGAAUCACAGGACAUAAGCAGAAAAGAGUUGACACCUAUCGAGGAAGCAUCACGUAUGAACCAGAAGUUGAAAGCCAAUUAUGAAGCUCGUCUUGCAAGGCUCCCACCUGGUCAAGCCUACCAAAAGACAUCUUUGACGCUGUCUCUUCAAAGGCAGAUGAUGGAAAACCUCAUCGUAGCCAAAGCCAGGCAACAAGCUCUCCAUAGGAAGAUGGAGGAGAGGAGACUUAGGUUGCAGGAAGAAGCCAACAGGAGAUUUGCAGCUUCAGGGACAGUGACUCCAGAGGAGCAAGAGCAGCGUAUUCUCUAUACCAAUGUUCUCGAAUAUGAACAGGACAACGAUUGGCCCAAAUUGUGGAAAGCCAACUUGAAGAAGAAUCCUUAUGAUGGCACUUUGAUUUCAGGCCUGGUCUCAUACCUGCUCAGCCGUUCUGACCACCCAGUGAUGAAGCUGCUGCGGAAGCAACAGUACAGAGUGUAUAACAGGCUCUACCCCAUCGUCAGCAAAGCUCUGCCUCCCAGUCCUGCGCUGUCACUCAAACAGUCUCGCAGUGCCCACAACCUGAUCCAUCAUGAUUCUCCAAAGAAUUUGACCAGGACUGUUGGAGGUGGUGUUGGAGGCCAGAGCCUCAGCUUUGACUCCUUGCCUUCUCCCUCCCUCUGCAGUGACCUAACCACCAAUUAUGGGGACGAAGAAGGAGAAGAGAUUGGCAUACCUGUGACAGUAGACAGGGAGAAUUCCUUUGAGGACUUGGAACAGUUCCUGACCCAGCUGGACUGGGCCCCAUCUCACAUCACUGGCAAUGACACUGGCUCGGAUUCGGACCUGACUUUUGAACCCUCUAUGCAGCUGGAGCAUGAGAGCCACAUCCUUGAGCUAGAGAUGAGAGCUCUGAAAGAGCACCUGAAGGGCAUUGUCAAGGACAUUCAUAUUGCUAUUGACCAACUCCUGUCCCUUUGUCUGCUAUCCUUUGAGUGUCUAAACACAGCAAGCUCUAAGGACCUGUGUGUAGCUAGUAUAGAGGAAGUCUUCUUCACACCACUCUGGAGUCCCCUAUUGGCUCUUUUCAGGAAGGUACACAGAGAGAGGGAGCUUGCCUUUGAGUGCAGUGUGAAGCUAUACCGUGAUGCCUCACCUGGAGACAUCGGUGUUCCCCUAAAACUGUUUCCCCAGGACCCCAGCACUCUCAAAGGCUCCUACCCUUAUGAGUCUGCAGUUCAGGAGCUGAAGCUUCUGUUUAAAGACUGUUGCCCACAGAGAAAGCUGGAGUGUAUUGUUCGGACGUUGCGUCUAAUCUGUGCCUGUGCCGAAGACUACAGAUGUAUCCAGGAGGGCGACUCGCAACCCAGAAUGGCUGCCAUUGGAGCAGAUGAUCUGUUGCCCAUCCUGGCCUAUGUGGCUCUACGCUGCGAGUGUCCUCAGCUGGUGUCUGAAUGCGCAGCCUUGGAGGAGUUCAUUCAUGAAGGUUAUUUGAUUGGAGAGGAGGGUUACUGUCUGACCUCCAUUCAGAGUGCCCUGGCCUAUGUUGAGUCACUGCACACAGGAGGAGCUCACAGCUGCACAGCCGAGCUUGCUUGA
Messenger RNA from Lampris incognitus (smalleye Pacific opah), 2100 nucleotides. RefSeq names its product VPS9 domain containing 1 (gene vps9d1). The coding region runs from base 1 to 2100 and encodes 699 amino acids. Gene Ontology annotation, cellular component: cytosol; endocytic vesicle. Gene Ontology annotation, molecular function: small GTPase binding; guanyl-nucleotide exchange factor activity. NCBI's taxonomy places the organism in Eukaryota, Metazoa, Chordata, Actinopteri, Lampriformes, Lampridae. The record is from RefSeq and is a predicted model, not a curated record. Gene Ontology annotation, biological process: vesicle-mediated transport. The transcript has 16 exons.